AUGGAGAAAGUGGAGUUCGAAUGGGACAAGGAGCGGAGGUUCGAGAUCGAGAAGGUGCCGCCGGUCUAUCUGCUCACGGCGCUAUCUAUGUCUAUCCGAUCAAAUCUCUACGAGGCGUGA
Messenger RNA from Parastagonospora nodorum SN15, 120 nucleotides. RefSeq lists its product as hypothetical. The record is from RefSeq and is a predicted model, not a curated record. The coding region runs from base 1 to 120 and encodes 39 amino acids. Lineage: Eukaryota; Fungi; Ascomycota; Dothideomycetes; Pleosporales; Phaeosphaeriaceae. The transcript has 2 exons.